Messenger RNA from Plodia interpunctella (Indianmeal moth), 5011 nucleotides. RefSeq lists its product as uncharacterized. Gene Ontology annotation, cellular component: ciliary transition zone. Gene Ontology annotation, biological process: cilium assembly. NCBI's taxonomy places the organism in Eukaryota, Metazoa, Arthropoda, Insecta, Lepidoptera, Pyralidae. The record is from RefSeq and is a predicted model, not a curated record. The transcript is spliced from 6 exons. The coding region runs from base 236 to 1834 and encodes 532 amino acids.
CAUAGGCUUUUGACAUUUGACAUUUCAAAAGGUCUGCUUUGUUUGGUCUGGGUCUGACGAUUUUUGUUUGUAUAUUUGAAAAUAAGAAUAUUAAUUGUAAAAAUGCGUUGAAACCAGUAAACCAAAAUGAAAACGCGUGUGUUUAUUUAUUUUUUUGUGUUUCUGUGGAUUUGAUCCUUUAGUUUUAAACCUUUCGUGUUUGCGAGUGCGACUAUUUUGUGUUAAUAUCUAGUUAAUGCUGAUGAUGAAGCCUGGAAAAAGCGUAGAUGUGAGGGAGGAGGUAGCCCAAGUCCACACAGCGGCGCGGUCGCCGUCUCCAAAGCACAAAGCAAAGGCUCGGUCCAGGUCAAGAUCUGGUUCUCGGAAACUCUCAAACGGGCACACAGACGGCAUGGAUGCAAUUGAAAUGGUACCGACAGCCGAAGAAAAUCCUACAGAUAAGGCCAAAGCCCGCGACAGCUGGAUAAAAUCCGAACACGAAUCAUUAGACGUAGAACUUCCCAUACACGACCAAAUUAAGCAAGGUAUAUUGGGUUUUGUUGAGAAAGAAAUUAAGAAAAGUGACAAGAAUCCUUCGUUUGUUUUUUAUUCUCACGACCCUAAUGGUUUGGAUGAGAAGUUUAUGAAGACGCUGUCGAGGCCCUCCAGUGGACAUAAGGAAAAGAGGAGUCCCUCCUACAGGAAGAAGAAGAGACAUUCAUCUAGGCACUGUGACAGAGAUUUACAUGACUUUGAGAUUCCUGGAUCAAGUCUUAGUGCACUUGAGAAGGUUGAUGACUAUUUGAAAGAGUACAAUAAAGAUGAAGUGGUAACUCUAAGCGGGGAGUUAGAAAUAGAGGCAAAUGAUGUAGAGAACAACAACGGCACAAGUAAGGAGCUCCGACACAAGCCGAGGAAGACUCGCAGGAAAGCCAGACAGGAGCGGCAAGAUACCAACGCCAAUGGCAGAGAUGUCAGCCCUAAAGUAUUUAAAACAGGCGCUAAGAGCAAGACGGGGAGUAAACCUGUGCGGCCGACAGAUUUGACGACAAUGUUGGAAAGCCUAGAAUCCAACAUGCCAUACCACGACCAGUACAUCGACAACCCGUUCUCAUCUCCAUCACCUCUGACAUCGCCCAAUGAUGAGCGGCUUGGUCCAUUUGGGUCUCACAGACCAGAGAAAAUAUAUCUGCAAGGAGGAGGGACUUUCAGGGCUGUCUCGAGGGAUAGGAUUCUGGAGUCCCAACAAUCUAGAGAAGGGGACAAAUAUUUGAGAAUGGGAGACUUAACCCCUCUGGAUGUAGCCCUAUGUGCCCAAAGAGCUUGGAGGACAGCAGCAGGAGCCUGUCACGGGGUUCUUGGGGGGUUAUCCCUACUGCAUCUGCUGUUGAUCAGCUGUUCUGACAACCUGGAUGCCAACCAUCUCUCCUUCCACUCUGUGGUCACUAUGCCGUACGUCGCGACCUAUUAUUUCUUCUGCGUUUUGUGUCUACUCUCUGUUCUUGAUAGGCUGGACAUCCCCAGCGUGGAGCCGAGCCGCGGGCUGCAGACGUACUUCCAGCCGCUGGUGCUGGCGGCGCUGUACGCGGCGUGCCUGCUGCUGUGCGCGUCCGCCCGCAUGUACGACGAGAUGAUGGUCUACCAGUACCGCCCGGCCGUCGCCAACCUCACCGCCAACUCUACUACUGCGUCAAUACCAGAGUUCUACCACACUUGGACCCACUUUUCAAUAUGGCGGGCGGUGCUAUCCAUCCUGGGCCUUGUCUACUUCAUCAUAACGAAUCCUCAAGACCUGGUCUAUGCCAACAUGAGCAAAUUACUGCAAUUCAAACACUCUCUGCAGAGCAUUGGAUGAUCUCGCUCCCGCUGUCUAUGGUUUGUUAGCUUGUUGCCAUUUACGAAAGUGUUUUAUUUCUUUUUAGUUUGAGUUUUUUAAGAUCUUGUCAAAGUAUAUAUUAUAAAUAACUAUACUAGGUAUUGUUAUUGACAAAGAUUGUUUAUUUAGGGUUGGUAAAUCACGAGCACAUUUAAAAGUAACAACAGCCAAAAAACAGCUAAAAAUGGUGGAUGACAGAAUUUGUUUUGUAGAAAAGAAACAUCGCGUGAAACAGGCGUGAGCUCGUCGUCACAGCGCAUGCGCGUAGACAAAAAUUAGAAUUAUACCGACUUCGGAAUUGAUUUUAGUCUGUAUGAUGCGUUAUAUUGGUACACUAUUAUUUUAUAAUUAAUAAUAAAAAAAAACAUUAUGUGUGCUGGUGGGCAAGAAUUAGAUUUUUACCCAGUCAUUCGAAAAAAGUUACCAAGCUAAAUUAUGUUUUGUCUCUAUCCGUCAAUAUAAAAUAUUUUAAGUGCGACAGUGACAAAACAUACCUACUAAUAGCGUAAAGCAUUCUUUAAAUUUUUCAAUGAAUACCGAGGUUAGACGUAUAAAAGACAAAGUAUUUUUAAGUAUUGCUAUAUUUGUGGGUUAUUCGUUGUCAGUAUUAAAAACAUGUCAUUUAUUUGAUCUCAUCCUAGUCUCGCAUAUUUUAAGAUAAAAAAUAAGGUUGAUUUUUAGUUAUUAACGUAACGUAACGUCUUACUUUUGCGAUAUUUAAGCAUAGAAAAAAAUUGUAUUUUUGUUGAUUAGAUAUGUACGAUUUAUUUAGCGAAAUGAUUUUUCAGCUCGUUGAUCAUCGUGAUCGCAAUUGACAUGACGACCUCGGUGGCGCAGUGGUAAAGUGCUUGCCUCUGAACCGAGAGGUCCCGGGUUCGAUCCCCGGUCGGGUCAUGAUGGAAAAUGAUCUUUUUCUGAUUGGCCCGGGUCUUGGAUGAUUAUCUAUAUAUAUGUAUUUGUUAUAAAAUAUAGUAUCAUUGAGUUAGUAUCCCAGUACACAUGUCUCGAACUUACUUUGGGGCUAGCUCAGUCUGUGUGAUUUGUCCUAAUAUAUUUAUUUAUUUAUAAUUACUUAUUCGCAUGAUAUCAAAUAAUUAUAUCAUAUAUGUUUACUUAGAGGUAAAACCACUUGACAUAUCUCUGUAUAAUUUAUUUCUUUCUUCUAGUCAUAGUUUGAAUUUUAUAUAAGACUUUAACGGCAGCUAUUUGAUUGUAAAUAAAUAAUAAGUAUAUAAAUGUUAAAUGUGUUAUAUACUAGCUAAUAAUAAUAUUGAUCAAUUUAUUAUAUUAAUCGAACCAUCAGGAAAAAAAAAAGUUAAUGUUGUCCGAUCAGUCGGACAAAGGAAGUCGGACCACGUGAGUCGAGUCGAGUCGAGAAGACCAUGGCUCAUUUUCUCACAUCCUUCAUGUGAGAAAAUGUGCCAUGCUUUUCUUUAAAGACACGGAGUUUUUCAAAAAAGGUAUGAAAAUAUUCAUUCAUUGUUGGAAACGCUGUGAUACCCCUCCCAUGGUGUUGCUGGUGUCGAUGGCUGCGGUGCCCGAUUAUUAUCAUGCAUGCCUGUUUGCUAAUUCAGUAGUAUAACAAAAAAAUAAUAAUAUUAUAAAAGCAUUUUUAAUGAGAGUCGCAUUAGUCCUAUUACAGUCUGUCAAGUGAAGAAAUUAAAUAUGAGGACACAGUCUUCGGCUGGCAACACUGGGUGUUUAUCAACCGAUCUUGACUUGCCAUGAUUGGUAUUGCCAUGGUAAAAAAAUGUAGUUCGUAAAAAAAUAGUUCUUUGCACGUUCAUGACAGACUAACUAAUUGACACAUUUUAAAGAUAUUAUUACAUGAAGAAAUAGUUUUUCCAAAUUAAAUAAUUGCCAAAGUAUCAAUAUAGCAAGAAACAAUAAUAUUUUUUGAUAACAAUGUAUAUCAGGAUUUUUUACAGUUAUUUUUUGCUAAACUAAGCAUUUGCUGAAGGAAAAUAGUAGAAAAUAAUAAUAUUUAAAUAACAAAGCGCUUUUGAGGUCCGUAUGAAGCGGGGGGAUAUUUAUAGUUUUGCUAUAUCCAUAAUCCACUUAACUCUAAAAGCUUAAACGAUAUUCAUGAAUUUUAUUUAUUAUCAUGGGACCAUUGCAUAAAAUAUCCUCGUAAAUGCAUAAGGAUAUCAUGCAUUUAUUAUGCACUUAUAUAUCACAACGUGUCGUGGACUUUCAGAUAAAAAAAAUGAAUGUAAAACUCAGUGAGUAAUUUAUUUCGAUGAUAGUAUUCAAUAUGUAGUAUUUAUUUAAGGACAAAUCAUAAUGUUGAAAACUAUAUAUAUAAACUAUGUUACAUACGUAUGUACUCAAUAUUAUCACUGAUUAUGAAAAUUUCCUUAGAUUUAACAUGACUGUUGGUUGUUUUUCAGAGAAAAUAUAUAUUUAUUAUGUUGCAAUGUCUGUGGUGUUGGGUAAAUGUGAGUUUUAAAAGUAUUUAACGUUUGUUCUAAAACCCAUCCAUAAUUUAUCGAUAUCUACCAUUUUACCAUCACAAUGUGCAAAUUUAUUUUGUGGCGUGUGGUUCCGCCGUAGAAUAGGACCACUACAUAUCCUCCCUUAGAAGUCGUACGAGGCGACUAAGGGACCUAGACAGCUGAUACACAAAAACAGCUCCCAGGAGUGAGACGUCAGUCUUGCGGCCGCUUGUAAAAUCUUCAAAAUUUUAAGGUUAUUUUUUUAAAACUGACUCCAAGCUUGUCCAAGCAGCUUGUCACGUGGGUAUGAGAAAGAGAAUAAGUAUGGGAAAUUAUUACAUUAUGUAUCUUAUUUAUUAUUGCAAUAAGGUUGGUUUUCGAUUGAUUAAUCAAAGAAAAAAUAGCCGAAUGGGUUUACUGCUUUGUAUUCACAUUUUCCCAACAAUGUCUUUAUUCAAAUCUCACUCAGACCAUAGACUAGACUUGAUAAAAUAAAGGUAUAAAAUAAAAGUAAUACAUCAGUAUUACUUUUAUUUUAUACUAGCUUACUUAAAAUAUUCAGGAAAAGUCAUCCCAUGGUCUAAGUUCGGGUGGGAUAAGUUGAUUAAAGAGCCACCAGCGCUUGUAUAUACUUGGUGUGAGGUCCAGCUUAAGUAUUUAUUUAAUAAAAUGACUGUAUAUAAAUGGUUGAAAUAUGCAAAAUAAACGUCACUUGUGAUAA